AGAAUGUCUGCGCCCACCAAACUUCAUGUUUACCUAAAGUUCUAAACAACUUCAUGUUUACACUCAGUGGUUGUUGUAAUUUAUUGUAAACCACGUUUCACGCAAGAAAAAUGCCUGGAUACGUCUGGUUAUUUAUUGCGGCUAUUAUAUUGUACUUUGUCAUUUCCAGGCUUGUUAAGUUUUUAAUCCAGCAAUGGCUCUCAGUGAAGUUCCAUUUGACUGUACACAUAGGAAAAAUUGGAUUCCUAAAACUGUACAAUGUCUCCUUGCUACUCCGCAACGAUGCAAAAGUGGAGAUCGACGCAGUCUGGAUUUCAAGCAGCUUAGUGAAUGCCAAUGUCAGCACACUUAUAGCCCUGUGCGUGGAAGAGGUCAGAGUUCAAGCAGACCUGCACAAUAAGCAGAUGAGAAAGAAGAAGAAGAAAGUUGGAACCCAUGAGCCAGAUGCCAUGGAAAGCAAGUUAGUACGGGCAAUUGUGUCAAUGAUGCCAUAUAUGUCCAUACGGAUCAGUGAUGUCAGUGUGGUGUUGCUCAGAGCUGUCUUUCAAGAUUGCUUGCUCCAUUCAACAGUGAACGAGUUCUCACUAUCCUGCACUCAGGAGGAUUCUGUACUUAAACUGAUAAUACAUAUCAUGACAGCAUCUACAAAAGUAUUGAGAAGCGUGGAGAAGUUUCAGCCCGGUGAGCAGCAGCCGUGUAUCAUAGAUGUGACUACUAACAGUACCUUACACAUUCACGUCGGCACGCGGGGCGGCUUCUCCCUUCUAAAGCUCAAACUCGGUGUCUCUAAACCUCAAGUGCUGAUCAACGAAGGGUGUAUGUCUGUCGUCAAAGUGGCACCACCACAGCCGGAGAAGGAAGAACAGGAGGAUGUUGAGGAUACGGAAGCUGAGCAUAUGACAACAAACUGGAAAUACUUCCCUGAAGUGACCCUUCUGAAUGUGGAUGGCACAAGGGUGGCUGUGCUGAGAGAAAGUGGACAAAGGUUGCUGUCACACGUACACGCCUGCAGUUAUGCUGGAUGUUCUAAUGUUUACAGGAGUGUCACACUCACGAUAGAAACAAUCCAGUUUGAUUCGACAUUGCAACCAAUGUUAAAUCCUAGUCAGCAAUCACCAGCAGCUCAAUAUGACGUCAUCAUUAAAGACGUGCUCGUGAAUGCGACAUACGUGAGGCUACUGUCAUGUAACAAGUUUGCUGUGAAGGGUGAGGUUGGGCGUGGUCACCUUCAACUGCUGGCGCAGGUAUCUGCCUGCCAUGCCCAUUACCAUGAGGACAUCAUUGCCUACUGGAGCACAGUCAUCCCAACUCUCAGUCCAAGUAGGAGCCAGACCAGCAAACACAAAAUGAGCAGGUCGCUGUUCUGGGCAGCGGUCAGAACCUGGCAGGUGAAAGUCAGUGCUGAGAUGUCCGAUGCCUCGCUGCUGACGACGUUCACCGGCUGUCCGGCCGCAAUCACCUCGUUCACCAAGGCCAAGUUAGCAUGGGAGAGGCAGGGCAUAGAUGAGGCUAGCACCCCACCCACCUACAGUGACAGGUUAGAGGGUUGCAUCGAGUCACUUCUUAUGCACACUGCUGGGAAACCAGACUGCAGAGUGAGUGAUGGAACAACCACUAUGUGGCAGCACCAGUGGAACACACCGCUGUUUCUUGGAAUCUGUAUAUUUAAGCUGAGCAAGUCGGACCCCGUCGUGAGUUUCCAUGGCACUGUUGAUAAUCUUCAACUAGAGUGCUGCCCUCCAGUGUUGGCAAUUGCAAAGCACAUUAUACAGGUGGUCAGCAAGACGCGGCUUGGGUCCGAUGAUAAAGACGUGACGCUUGACACUCAUAUGUCAACAGCAGCCGCACAACCGAAGCUGACCAUUGGAGAUUUUAACAUGAGCUUCAAUUACAUUUACCUAUUCAUGACUGGAAGCAAUAAAGUCUGCGUGAUGACGACUGUUAACAGUCUCAAAGUGGAUCAACAGGAUAGCAAGGUGUUUGUGGCGCAGGAGGCAACUCGACUCUACCAGUUCCUACAACAAGGAAAGAUGGCAACGGUGGUGAGUUUGGACAAACUUGCAGACCAUCUAUGUGAAUUACCAGUAAUCAGACUCAGUUAUAAAAGCCAGACUAAGGAUGUGAAUUUGCAACUGCUAGAUGACAUUCAUCUUUGCUGGAACACCAACCUUCACAUGUCCUUCAUCAGUCUAGCAGAAGAGUUACAGGAGUUCAUCACCUAUGCUGAAGGGAUGUUUCCUAGAGAAGACGAAACGUCCUUAAAUGCUCCAAGCUCCAAGCCAGCCAGCAUACAUGCGAGACUGCGUGGAUCCAUCUGUGUGGAGCUGAAGUUGUCCAGUGAACAUAGGGUAAUGGCGCUUGCCGGAGAGGUCACGCUUGACUGGCAGUUGAAACAGCUGACAGCCAAGAUGGGCAAGCUGCAUAUCUACUGUGACGACUUGGCCGUGUUCACGCUGGAGGACAUCUCGCUCGGCAGCCUUCACCACAGCGACCAGAUGAGAUUGGAGCGUGAGAGCUGUGAGGACCUGCAGCAGAGGACCAACCGUGCCUGGUCUGUCACCAUAGCAACCGGACAGAUAGUCUUUCCCCAUGGUUACAACUUCGCCAAGACGCACCAAGAGGCAAUCAACAUAUGGAAGUGGCUGAAGCUAGUGCAUCAGAUGAUGCCGCGCCCGUUCACAGCAGACAGCCCACUGCCGGCCGAUCUUCUCAUACGAGUGCGAAGCUUCUCUGUGCAGGUUAACGACGAUCCGUUCGAAGUGAAGCUCAGGGACAACUUUGAGCUGCUGAUAGAUGAAUACAUGGAGAGCGAAAAGAGAAGACAGAUGUUAGACAGCAAGAUAGGGGAACUCAGAAAAACACACCUGCUGUUACCUGGUGGCAAGGUCGAGGAGCUGUACGAGAUACCUGAUGAGGCAAGAACGCCAAGACAUCGACCUGCAUGCUCCAAUUCCCGCGAGGAAGGCAUGGAGUUCACGACAACUGUGGUGCCGCGUGAUAACGCUGCCAGCUGCCACGUGGCUGUUCCAUACUCAGGGAUCCCGCCACGCCCUCAUGCUUCCGACACAGUGAGAUCGCAUUACGAAAAUGCACAUGUGAGGUUGGCGGCCCCCCUGGGCAAUAAUGACAGUCGAAAAGAAGAUAGCCAGACCCUCAAGUUUAUCCAUGACCUAAAGCUGUAUAUAGAGCAUUUACAGCACAUGGGUACGGUGGCAUGCUGGACGCGCGUUCUCUCAGUAGCAACUCGCCACAGACAGCUGAUCAUUCAGCGCUCAAAAGCAGAUGCCGAGCCCUCGUCUGGCCUACUGGGACACAACAGGCGUCUGCCUGGCUUCACGGCGCGGCUGCGGUCUCCAAUGGUUAACGUCGGCGUGGCUAAUGCAACGCGUCGCGAGAAUCCUACAACACGCGGGGGAGUGGGAAUUGGACGUGGUCGAGUCUCGUGCCUCGACUGGACUAAAGGCAAGUGGGGUGCUGAGAGGACAACUGGACAUCUACUCGGCACGGACGUCGAAAUACGACGACUGGGCCGGCAUGCUGCAUCUUCCCAACCUGCGACUCACAACGCUGAGUGGACUAGCAGGGCACAUCGUCCAUUCCCCGAGGAAGGCAUGGAGUUCACGACACUGUGGUGCCGCGUGAUACGCUGCAGCUGCCACCGGUGGCUGUUCCAUCUCAGGGAUUACCCGCGCCCCAUGCUCGACAUCAGUGAGAUGUACGUGUGGGGUCGCCUCAUCGGUGCCGAACAGGAUGCAGCGAAGCGAGCAAUACGAGAAUGCACAGUGGAGGUUGGCGCCCCCUGGGCAAAUAUGACAGUCGAAAGGAAGAUGCCAGACCUCAAGUUUUAUCAUGACCUAAGCUGUGAUAUAGAGCAUUACAACAUGGCGUACGGUGCAUGCUGGGAACCGGCGUUCUCUCAGUACAACCUCGCCACAGACCUGAUCAUUCAGCGCUCAACAGAUCCGAGCCCUCCGCUGCCUUACUGGGACAAACAGCGUCUGCUGCUUCACGGCCGGCUGACGGUCUCCAUGGUAACGUCGGCGUGGCUAAUGCACGCGUCGCGCGAUCCCUACAACACGGCGGAGGAGUGGGAUUGGACGUGGUCGAGUCUCGUGCUCGACUGGACUAACGGCAAGUGGGUGCUGAAGGGAGACCUGGACAUCUACUGCCGCACGGAGUCGAAAUACGACGACUGCCGCAUGCUGCAUCUUCCCAACCUCACCUACACUGUCAAUGACACUGAGGCUCACCACAAAAAAGAGGAAGUCGCGAAGGAAGUCCAAAUACAUGACUCGUAUCGGGCGUUUCGCUCUGAGAACCUGAACAUCAGUGUCGGGUUUGAGACGAGGCCAUCUGCUCAUCACCAUAGCGACAAGAUACCGGCGGGGCUGUGGUACGCAAGCACCCUGCGCUGGUUCGACAAUCUACAGACAAUACAAAGUGAAAUCUCUCGACCAAUCAGAAGAGGCAAGGUGUUUAGGAAUGUGAGACCACCAAAGAAACUCCUGAGUCGUCACUAUAAACACAUGACCCUGUUGCUGAACUUCCACGAGUUCGAGGUUUGCUACUGGACGUCGUUUGCGAAGCAGUGUGGGAUUGAGCUACGCAGCAGUGGUGGCAUCUCUCUGUGCACCGAGUACCUACAGCGGCUCAUUUCCUAUAAAGAUGGGUUGAUACAGCGCCCUCGGUUGGAGAGAAAUGUGGUUUACAUGAAUUGUGAGCUGAAUAAUGCUGAGAUACACCUGCAGAGUGCAGCACCAUCUGCUAAGAAGGAAGCAGAAAAGAAUGUUUCGAUGAGAAAUCCAGUGAAUAGGAACUAUUUCCUCAGCGUUGCGAGGGUGGCGUACGGGAGAGAGGCAGUGGUGCCUGACAUGAGCGGGACGCCUCAGGAUGACACGCCCAACCACCGGCUGGUGGUUCACCACCUGAUGGCGCUGUGGGACAUCGUCAAUCGCAAUGUGGUUCUCGCUCUGUAUGACAGCUACACUAAGGCAGAGCAGCUAAAGUACAACCUGUCUGCAGAUACCCUGAAAAUACUGAAGGUGGACACUGGCAUGACACCAGUGAAACCUCGUAACCAUAUGUCUGACGUGUCUAGUGCUGCCACCUUGCAUGCUGCUGCCGUGGCGACGCCGAGCCCGAUGAGCAAGCUACAGAGCAGUCACGUGUCGUCGAUGCUGCAGCAGCUCGUUUCAGAGGCUGACAGCAAGUUCUUUGCUCUUCACGAGGAGCCCACUGCAGGAAUUGUUGAGCAGCUGCAAGGUGUUGCUGCCUGCCAGACGGAUGAUGUCACUCACAAGAACUGGCUGAUUGAGCUGAUCAACAGUCAGGUGAUGCUGAAGGGAUGCGAGACAUCCGGCUACGUGAUAAUGAGCGCUGCUAAGACGCAGAUCCUGCAGCGACAGCACAAGCCCGUGUGGCGACACAGGCAACUCUACACGAAGACCACGUGGGUCGGCUCGCUCGACAGCAUGCAGUACUACGCGACGGUGUACGUGGAUCGCAGCAGCACGCAGGAUGUACGCUGGCUCACUGUGGACAACAUAGAUGCUAAGGACACCGCGCCGCGCGACACCGUGUCCGACAUGGUGGGCAGCGGCCAGAGUGUGGGCGGGGUCAUCACCGAUACCGUAGGAGCUGCCUCUCAGAAGAGUAAGAAGGAGAUUCAGCUGCAGAGGGUCGUAUCGCGCUGCGGCUGCCACUUCUUCUAUGCUCACUAUGCUGAACACAUGAAUCCUGAUGACUUGGAGGAGGUUCCACCACCUCCAUCAGACGAACUAUGGAAUCGUGAGGAGGCGACGGAUUCGUUCACUCUCACCCAUCAGGAACUGAACAUCUGCACCAACUCGCUGCAGUAUGACAUGAUCCUAGACAUCAUUAACAACCUGCUGCUGUAUGUGGAGCCUCGGAAGAAGGAGCAGUUCAAGAAGCUGCAGUCGAUGAGAUUUCAGCUGCAACUGUGCAGCAUAGAAGACCAGCGCAGCCCUAUCCUGCAGAUACAAACCAAAGUCAGGCAACUGCAGUUGAGACUACGCAGUCUGGAGAGGCAACUCUACCUGUUGUAUCGACAGCAAGAUGGCGACUCCAGCAGUGCGUCUGCGCUGUACCGACAACAGGAUAGUGACCAUGGCAACCAGUCUGCGAUGCACUGGCAUCAAGAUGGCGACUCCGUCAGCCAAUCUUCACUGCACAGCCAACAAGAUACCAGCUCCACAAGCCAGUCCUUGUUAAAUCAGAUGAGCCAGCUGGAAAGUCAGAUCGAUGAGUACAAGGAGAGCCUGAACGCGACCAACGAAGAGCUAGGAAUCAUGAUCAGCUGUUUCAAGGAGAGUAUGCUGCACAGCGAGUCCAAACCGAAGGCGACCAAGGACCCGGACAAGGUGUCGGUGCGUCAUCGCUUCGAGGUCUGCUUCAAACAUGCUCAGUGGCGUCUCACGGACAGCGACGGCCAGCUGGGCAUCGCCGACGUCGCACUGCGCAAUUUCUUGUACACCCGCACUAACAAGGACAACGACUCUGGAGAACACCUGAUGGAGUUGAGUUACACAAAGAUGACCAACCUGCUGCCUCACAGCGCAUACAGGGACGUGGCGAUGCCAAAGGACACCAGUGGGAAGCACCUGCUCCUACGGAUCUUCUGCAGAGAUAGGCAGCCAGUUGGAGGAAUUUCGAUUAAGGAACAUUUUGAAGUGAAUGUCGCUCCUGUCUCCAUACAACUGACCUACCAGUUCUUUAAGACCAUGAUGCAGUUCCUGUUCCCGGGACGUAACAUAGAAGGCUCUGAUGACAACUUGGAUGGGGGAUCACAACCGGAGGUGGAGAAGAAGAAGGUGAUGAAGAGACCUCUAAGCAGUGGCAGGAUCGAGUCACAGGACAUCGAUGACAUUCACAAGAUGAGGGAGAGAGCCGCCAAGAACAACUUGUUCAUGUACAUUAAGCUAACGGAGGUGCCCAUGCGAGUCAGCUACAAGGGGGAGAAAGAGAAGAACAUUGAGGAUGUCAAUGACUUCAGCAUCGUCAUGCCAACGCUCGAGUAUCACAACCAGAUGUGGACUUGGUUGGACUUGGUCAUGGCGAUCAAGAACGACAACAAGCGAGCACUACUGUCACAGGCAAUCAAACAGAAAAUACUGAAGCCAAGCCGAGUGGACGACAGCCAACAUGGAGCUCUUCAGCAGGAGACAGACAAGGCCAAAAUGCUAAUGGGGGCCAAAGUUCUAAGCAGUGACAAACCAUCCAGUAAGAAGAGCUUGUUUGGGAAAUCUAGCAAGCAGUGAUGUAGCAGUUGCCACAAAGUUACUUCAGUAAACAAUGCGGUCUGUGCCAAUAUUUGCUUGCAUCAUUUUUACUUCUUCUUGUUUUGAACUUCAGUAGGACAUUCACACUUAUUUAUGACAUUGUAGGUGAAACUGAACAUUUUACUAGAGGAUUUAAAUGUCCUGUUUGUAGUUUUGUGGUUUUAAAGAAAUGUAAAUUUAGUUGUUACAAUUGUUAGGUGCUCAGCUGUUAUGCAAAGUUUAUGAUUUUGAUAAAGAUGAUCAGUUCACAAAUUGCUCAGCAUCAUAAUUUCGUUCUAUACUUCAAGAAGAUGAUCAUGAUAUUUAAAUAUAAAAAUUUGGUAGCUACACAA
Messenger RNA from Priapulus caudatus, 7630 nucleotides. Its product is annotated as protein KIAA0100-like. NCBI's taxonomy places the organism in Eukaryota, Metazoa, Priapulida, Priapulimorpha, Priapulimorphida, Priapulidae. The transcript has 52 exons. Bases 111 to 7277 code for a protein of 2388 amino acids. The record is from RefSeq and is a predicted model, not a curated record.